UUGGGCUCUGUUAGCGGUAAAUGGCGCGGACAGGGGUUUAUGUUAGUGGCUGAGGCUAGCGUUUUCCUGCCCAUGCGAACUGGGAACCCUGGCAGUCGCCCGUCCGCGCACGAAGGCUCAAAAGGAAGGCACAACCCACAGCCGGCGGUGGCCCUCGAACCCAUUUUACACAUCUUACCAAGCAACUCUGGACGUCACGUCUACCCGUACGAUACAGGAUCCGUAAAUCUGGAUCCUUCUGGCAUACUCUAGCAACUGUUCGACCAACCCACCAAAUGUGCAGCAGUCAGACCCGGAUUUUCCUUUCCUCUUGCGCUGCUGCUCGAACCUUCACACCCACUCUCUUCUGCGAUCGCACACGGAGAACCGCCCUCAGUUUGCGCAUUCCACGGUGAGCAGGCAUUGGCCUGGGCUCUAUUCCCCUUCAACUACCCCAACCUUUACCUCGACCUACAUACGGCGACGUCACGAACAUGUACGCGCCCCAAUACCAUCAGCCCCCAGGCUACUCCGUGCCCCACGACGUGCAUCACCGCACGACCCCGCCAAUGUCCCCUGGCCAGAGCGCAAACUUCUACUCGCCCCGCUAUGGUAUGCCCUCGACUCCACGCGCCAGCCCCAGCGUCAAGGGCCAUGCGCGCCGCGCCUCGACCGCCGUACCACAACAGCAUUAUUCGCAUGCUUCAGCGGGGAGGCCUAUGCAUCCCAUGCAAGGCGCAUAUCCUACGCCGCGAGCAACGCCCGAAUAUGUCCCAAUCUUCGAAGAGCCCGCUAAACCUCGUGCUCGACGUGCUUCUCACUCAACUCGUGCGCCGCCACCACAAGAGAAGACGCCCAAGCGCCCUGCAGCUACCAAGCCCGCUUCCAAGGCUACCGAAGCGGAUGCGCGCCGCGCUGGCAUUCCUGCUGGCUACUCUUACAAGAACUGGGACCCCACUGAAGAACCGAUCAUGCUCCUCGGCAGUGUCUUCGAUGCCAACUCACUCGGCAAGUGGAUCUACGACUGGACUGUCUUCUACAACGGCCCUGCCACCCCUCUCGCGGAGAUGGCUGGCGAACUCUGGCUCCUACUCAUCCAACUCGCCGGCAAAGUCAAGAAGGCAGACGAGAACAUGAGCAAGAUUCGCAGGAAGGAGAAUGCUGAGAUGGUUGAAGACUUCCUCAUGAGCGGCGAGCGUCUUUGGAUUCGCUUCGCCAAGCUCCUCAAGACAUGUGAAGACUUCAUGUGGAAGGCUGCAAAGAAGGAGAGCGGCGACAAGAAGCCCGUUUCCAUGGGCAAGAACAGCGGUCGCGAGUUUGUGGAGUCCAUCUUUGGACGCGACCGUGAGCUUGAGAAGACUGAGAAGCUCAUGACUGGCAUGCGUCUCUGGAGCAUGCGUUUCGAUGCCAAUUGCGAAGAGAUCCUUCGCUGCCCCUCUGCUUAGCGCGUUCACAUGCCAUUGCCCGGAUGCAGUGGCACUGGCGUUGAUUCGGUCUGUUUUACGCUUUGUUAUUAUUUGUUUUGCGCUACUUGCUUCACGCGAGAUACCCUUUCUUGCUGUCUAAUUGCUAAUCUGCUGCAUCUUCUGCUCUGGACGAUUCUUACUGUAUACUAGUUUCGGGUUGAGACACGGAACGUUCGCAGCAUCUGGGCGGGUCAAAGGAAAAGUCACUUUCAUUGCGACAAUACCCCCUUUCUUACUCAAUUGGUUUUACUCCCGCGUACAGCAUGGUGUUCAGGCUGGCAGUGUCCAGAUUCUCCUUAUGUCUUUGGGUCAGCAACUAGAUCAGAGGUGGCACCUACACCACUUCAUAGGCUUGGAACCGCAAGGUCAAAAGUAGUAUACCCUUGCUAUCAGCAGAUCAUUUAUCAAUAUCAGUAGCUAUCACUCAUCUUGCACA
Molecule: messenger RNA, 1881 nt
Organism: Didymella exigua CBS 183.55
Lineage: Eukaryota; Fungi; Ascomycota; Dothideomycetes; Pleosporales; Didymellaceae
Exons: 2
Coding region: 474-1424 (316 amino acids)
Source: RefSeq, a predicted model, not a curated record